AUGUUUAGUGUUGACGUGGAUAACGCGAUUGUUUUCACUUGUGUUGCUUGGAGCGUCUUCCAGGUCCUCCUCUUGGCACUUUUCUUUUUUAUAAAUACGACAAUCCAGUUCCUCAGUGUCAUCUUCCCCCUCACCUUCAAGCUUCGACGGUCUCCUUUGAUGGGGGCGUUUUUUGUGAUCGUUGUACUGUCUACCGUUCAUACCGCUCUUACACUUGACGUCAUUGUGAAGGACCUAUGCCAGCUCGUCUUUGUCAUCUCUGCUGGCAGGAAACACGAAGAAUUGGAACAGAAUUUAGCUAAAAUGCAAAUCGUGCUGGCCAUUCCACUUGGCGUGUUUGUUCUUACGUGGAUUUUGACCAUUUUUAUGUACGCAGCUGUGCUGAAACAGAUUCACUCUGCAAGCGCCUCACUCUUCAAGCUGCAAGUGAGCUCCGAGAAACCGCUAGAUCAACUACGAAACAGGCUUCUCUUUCAGUCACGUAAAUGGCACACUUUAAUCAAAAAAAACCUCCACAAAAGCUUGAUCCUUGGUGCUGGAACCUUCGCCUACUACUUACUUGAGACGCCGUCUUUUUUAGUGAUUUAUAAAAUCGUGAAACCAAACUAUUGGGCACUUCUCGCCCACAUUUCUGUUCACGCCGUCACGCCAAUUUUGCACAUCUCACUGAGUAAAAGCUUCCGAAGAGCCUUCGUCGGAGUGAUAAGAAAUCAAAGGCUAAGUUUCAUUUUCCCAAUGACUCCACGAGGAUCUAUCUCGGUUAUCGACGAGGACACCCACUAG
Molecule: messenger RNA, 783 nt
Organism: Mesocestoides corti
Lineage: Eukaryota; Metazoa; Platyhelminthes; Cestoda; Cyclophyllidea; Mesocestoididae
Source: the annotation of a GenBank genome assembly